GUGCACCCCUGGAACCACUCCAAGGAGAAAAUCAGUCCCUAUGUGCUCCUGCCACAAGCUUUAAAGCUGACCGCUUGAGGGAAAGGCGCUGGGGGCUACUUCUGACUGGGGUUGUUGGCGGGACGCUCGUGGCUGUGUAUGCAGUAGCCACCCCCUUUGUGAUGCCAGCCCUCCGUAGUGUGUGCCUGCCCUUCGUUCCUGCAACUCCGCGGCAGGUCGACAACGUUGUGAGGAUGCUGCGCUGCAGGAGCGGACCCCUGGUGGACAUCGGCAGUGGUGACGGGCGCAUU
Molecule: messenger RNA, 290 nt
Organism: Orycteropus afer afer
Lineage: Eukaryota; Metazoa; Chordata; Mammalia; Tubulidentata; Orycteropodidae
Source: RefSeq, a predicted model, not a curated record